Trichosurus vulpecula (common brushtail) is the source of this 2464-nucleotide messenger RNA. RefSeq names its product proline and serine rich 3 (gene PROSER3). The record is from RefSeq and is a predicted model, not a curated record. The transcript has 11 exons. Bases 24 to 2447 code for a protein of 807 amino acids. Lineage: Eukaryota; Metazoa; Chordata; Mammalia; Diprotodontia; Phalangeridae.
GGAAGGCCCCGCGGGAAGCACUGAUGCUGCAAUCUUUGGGCCUCCCCCGAGCACGCGUGGACUGGGGCAGGGAAGGGAGGCCGGGCUGCUCGAACGAGAGCCGUAUUCCCAGAAAGGGCAGAAUCCUUGCCCCGCGAGGGAAUCGAGCACGCCCCAUUCCGAGUGAGUCCCGAGCCACUCAGCGCUGGAGGCCGAGCCCUUGUCAAUCAUUACCUCUAUCUACUGUCCUAGAAAGAAGAGUAGCCAAUAGAGCGGCGCCCGCCUUCCUCCGAAGCCCCGCCCCACAGGAAAAAAAAAACCCAUGGACGAAGGCGGUAUCUGCGCAAGCGCACCUAAGCGCGACAGCUCGCGGCGGUUGGAGCGGGACGGGGCAGCUCCUUUUCCCGCCCCAGUGCUUCCGGCGAGGAGGGCGGGUUUGGGAAGGUUGUUGCUUAGCGACGGACAGCGCCGGCCCCGAGGCGGGAGAAGGGAGAGGAAUGGUUCGAGGAGGUGGCGGCGACGGCAACGGCGACCGCGGCAGCGGCUGCGGAAUGGACAACAGCCUGGCCGUGUUUUCCUUCCGGGGCAGCUCCUGCAAAGCCACGCCUCCGAGGAGGCGGAGCUAUUACCAACCAUCGCCGGAGCGAGAGCUAGGCAGAGGAGGCGGGGCCCGGACUGCGGUCCUAAGCCCAUUGAGACCACGUCAACUCAGUCCCCCAGCUUCUCCUCCAGCCCCCACAUCCCCAAAUUUUGAUGAGUCAUGGCCUUCCACAAGCCUCUCAUCCCCCUCUGAUCCCCCUGAAGAACAGACAGACCAAUUAGGAGACUCUGUGCUUGCCAGGUACAUGGCUCGGUUCCGGCAGGCUCAGCCCACCAGCCGCCAGGAACGGCAGGCAGCAGGCCCCACAGCUGCUGACUUCUGGUGGCUGCAGCCCCCAGCCCUGGGCUUUCCUGGUCCCUCAGCAGAUGAGGAGGCCGGAGGAGGCAGCCUCAACCCAGCCAUCCCAACACAGACUGGGCCGCAGGGGGCAGGAGCGUCUAGGAUGGAAGCCUGCGUGUCAGGGACACAUGAGGGCCACAUUUCUCCACUGGAAGCCUCUGACACAUCCGUGUUGGACCUCGAGACCCUGAGUCUCCAGGACAGGGCAGCCCGGCUUCUCCUCCAAAGUGAGAUUUCUUCCAGCAGUAGUAAUGAAGUCACCUCCAUCCCAGUCAGCUCUGACGGCCUUCCCUCCCCCUCCCCACCCUUCACCUCUGACCCUGGAGCAGGCCCCCACCCCAGGGAACCAGCCCCAUUGACAAGGACCCAGGUCCCUGUGCCAUCUGUGGCCCACCCAGAGAAUGAUAUCCUCUCUCAGUGGCGUCUCCGGAGGAAGAUGGAACUGGCCCAGGAGGUGUGUGCAGAUGGGCCCCAGGCCCAGUCCUGGCUCCCCAGCAGGGCCUUGGUCACUGUCACCCACGGUCAGCCUAAGCCUCACCAGAUAUAUGCCCCAGGACCCACUGUUGCUAACCAGCUGAACUCUCUAGUCCCCCCCACUAACCCCCAGCCGAGCCCCCCGGUCCCCCUCUGUGGGCCCCAGCAGGUCUCCCCAGUCCCCCUCUGUGGGCCCCAUCAGGUCCCCCCAGUCCUCCUUUGUGGGCUCCAACAGGUCCCCCCAGUCCUCCUCUAUGGGCCUCAGCAGAGCCCUGCUGUCCUCUGUCAACAUGAGCUAAAUUCCACAGUUUCCCUCAAUAUUCCCCAGCUAAACUCACCAGUACCUCUUAGUCUUCCUCAACCAUGCCCUCCAAACUCCCCCUAUACUCCCCACCCAAGUCCUGUGGUGCCUCUUUGUACGCCUCAGCCAAACCCCCCUGCCCUGCGUUGUGCUUCCCAGCCAAGCCCCCAGCCAGCAGUUCCAAAUUCCCUUGCUACAUGUCAGAGCUCUUUCCAUCUCCACUCUGCCUCUCCAGAAACAGGUUGCAAAAGAUUCCAGUCUGGGGCCUUUCUCCCAAGUUCUAGGGGCCCCUCUGAGCCUAAGAGACAGGACCACAAGCCCAAAAAGGCCUGGAACCCAGAUAGCAAAAGCCGAACUCCCAGGCCAGGGCCGAUGCUGAGAGGGGCCAUGGAGCAGGUGGUGGCUGCUCGUCUCUUCCCAGGACCUUCAGAAGACUUCCCCUCCCCCUGUGAGGCCCCCCCUUCUGUUGAGACCCCCCUUCCUCCUGCUGAGACCCCACCCUCCAGGGAGCUGCUGGCUUUAGCUUCUGGGUUACUGGAAGCUGCAGAAGACUCAGAUGGGACAGACUUUGAAGAAGAUGCUCUGCUGCAGGUGCUUCGGGCCCGGCGUUCAGAACUUCGGUCGUGCUUGAGGAAGGUUGACAAGUGCCUGUCCAAGACCAUGGACCCCAAGAACUUGAGGCCCAAUUUCCAGCCAGCCGGAACAUUGGGCUCCCCCAAUGAGAUCUCCAGCAGACAUAGGAUUGAGGAAUAAACGUUCAAUAAAUUGCA